AUUAAAUUUAUUCCCAAACAUUUGGUCAAGUACAGUCAGAUAGUUAAGAAUGGAAAGACGCACAACGUCAUCCGGGAAGUGUACUUCAUGAUUAAAGCAGCAGGUGGACCAGCAGAUAUCCCAUCUGGGAGAUCUGCAGCUACCUCCCUUCUUGACUGUUUUGAUCUGGAGGACCACCUUAUCCUGGUUAUGGAAAGACCACGCAACUGCAAGACUCUCUUGGAUUACCGCCGUGACAAAGAAGACCACCUGGCGGAAGAUGAGGCCAAGGUCAUCAUGGAGCAGAUGAUAGAUGCGGCCAUUGACAUGCACUCGAAGGGAGUUUUUCACAGAGACAUCAAACUUACCAACAUCCUUGUUGAAGUUGAUCCUCCUGGAUCUGAGGUCCCACGGGUCCGGGUGAUUGAUUUUGGAUGUAGCUGCCAAGAGGAGCUGGAACCUUACGAUAGAUUCAGUGGAACCUUAUGUAUAGCUCCCCCAGAGUGGUUCACGGAAGGACAGUAUAUGGCCAGACCCACAACAGUGUGGCACCUGGGAGUACUGCUAUACAAUCUGCUGGAUCACCCAGGUUCAUUUAAAACAUCCACAUAUAUUGCCAAGAAGAUGACACUCAACUCCACACUAUCAACAAGAUGCAAGGAUUUUUUAAGGCAAUGUCUGACGCCAUAUCCACACGACCGCAUCACCUUGGAGGAGCUGAAGCACCAUCCCUGGAUCAGAGAAUAAGCGGAAGACUGUGUGGUAGGACCACUGUGGGAAGCAUGACAACACCCCCCCA
Molecule: messenger RNA, 778 nt
Organism: Mugil cephalus (flathead mullet)
Lineage: Eukaryota; Metazoa; Chordata; Actinopteri; Mugiliformes; Mugilidae
Product: serine/threonine-protein kinase pim-2-like
Exons: 4
Coding region: 88-726 (212 amino acids)
Biological process (GO): regulation of mitotic cell cycle; protein autophosphorylation; negative regulation of apoptotic process
Cellular component (GO): cytoplasm
Molecular function (GO): ATP binding; protein serine/threonine kinase activity
Source: RefSeq, a predicted model, not a curated record